Molecule: messenger RNA, 879 nt
Organism: Mesocestoides corti
Lineage: Eukaryota; Metazoa; Platyhelminthes; Cestoda; Cyclophyllidea; Mesocestoididae
Source: the annotation of a GenBank genome assembly
AUGUCUAGACAAGCUAGACUUGAUGAUUUAACUCGCGAAGAGGAAGAAAAGGACUUUUAUAACCCAUCAAGACCAUCGUUCUGUCGUGCGUGCGUUGAUUUGUCUACGUUUAAAAAAUUGAAGCCUGAGUCGCGCCAAGCCUCACCGUAUUUUUUGGAUCCUAAAGGUUGCCCUGUUGAUAAGACUGGUCUUGGCCGUGCAACAUGGACACUUUUGCACACAAUGGCUGCCUACUAUCCCAACAAGCCGACGACUGAAGAAAUGCAGUCGAUGGAGCGUUUUUUCGACGACUUCGCCAAGUUCUUCCCGUGCAAGUAUUGCGCCGCUGACUUCAAGAAAAGCAAUGUUUUCGUAAAUUGUGCUAUUUUGUGCGCAGAUAUCGACAAGCACAAGCCUGAUGUAAGAAGCCGACAGGCCCUUAGCGGGUGGCUGUGCAUGCAGCACAACCUUGUCAACGCAAAGACAGGCAAACCUCUCUUCGACUGCUCCAAGAUGCCAGAACAUGGUCGAGCGUAUUUAGCAGAUCUGACAAACAUGCCCGAGGCGCCGACGCCUCCUUCGUCAACUCCAGCAACCACGCGCAGGAAGGAUAAAUUCCGUACCAUUAUCGAUUUUUGGAAUAGUAAGUUGAAAUUCCGCGCCGUUAUCGAGUUUUGGAAUCAUAAGUUGAAAUUCCGCACCGUUAUCGAUUAUUGGAAUCCACUGGAAAGGAAUCUGGAUGGGGGCGGCUCGGGGACGCUUGGGCCGAUGGAGCGACUCAUGCGAGCGAUGCGUGAGGCCUCGACCCUCUACGUGGUGACGCGGGGCAUGCGCGAGAUCCGGGCCAUCCUCAUUGGACGCCUCGUGGCCUUCGAUCGAUAUUGGAAUCUGGUGAGAUAG